Seriola aureovittata is the source of this 2746-nucleotide messenger RNA. RefSeq names its product ALG2 alpha-1,3/1,6-mannosyltransferase (gene alg2). The transcript has 8 exons. Gene Ontology annotation, molecular function: alpha-1,3-mannosyltransferase activity; GDP-Man:Man(1)GlcNAc(2)-PP-Dol alpha-1,3-mannosyltransferase activity. NCBI's taxonomy places the organism in Eukaryota, Metazoa, Chordata, Actinopteri, Carangiformes, Carangidae. The record is from RefSeq and is a predicted model, not a curated record. Bases 750 to 1967 code for a protein of 405 amino acids.
UUAGCCGUAAACCGUGCCCCCGUUUUCAUUCGGCUAAGGCAACCUGGGAGAUAUGGGAUGCAGUUUGAACUGAGCCCCGACUCCACAGUCAGCACACUUAUUGACAACCUGUUAAGUCAGUAGGGGAUAGUUUUACAGUCAGCUGACAGAGAGAGGGAGAGAGAUAAACAACUGUAGGAGCCGUUGAGAGUAAACUCUCACUGCCACUGGCUCUCUCUCUCUCUGUCAAUCUUUGUCUCUCUCCGUGGAAAAGGUUGGAAAAGCGGGGGAAUGAAAAGACCUUAGAUCCGAAGAUGCUUAGCCUUCGGUUCGUCAAGCAGACACUUACAACAGGGUAUCAGCUGCCUCGGCUGUGACCUCACCAUGGUGACGUGUAAAUCCAGAUUAACCUGCUCUCUUAUUCCGCCAGACUUGGAAGUGAUUAGAGAUUAUGACCGUGUCCUUUUAAUAGCAUUGGACAUGUGGGUAAUCAACUGCGUCCACCAACGUCUCGUGUCAGGGUGAAGUUCAUUUAGACUGAGUUCCUCACAAAGUGAACAACGUGGCCAAUUUGUGCAAGACAGCAGGAACAUCUUGGAUGAAUGUGACGUCUUACGCGUGUUGCUGAUGGAAUCUCCAGCUUGUCGUUGCCGUGGCAGCAGGAAAAACCGAGUCAUCGGGUCACAACGGCGACCGAACAACUGUCUUUGAGAGUGACGUCACACGCACGUCUUACCCCAGCAGCUUUACUAUACACACCGCGCACACGGAUGGCACGAGUGGUGUUCCUCCAUCCAGACCUGGGUAUUGGUGGUGCAGAGCGACUGGUGGUCGAUGCUGCUGUCGCUCUUAAGGCUCAGGGGUGUAGUGUUCAGAUCUGGACGGCACAUUAUGAUCCAACACACUGCUUCUCUGAAACCCUGGACCCAGACCUGCCUGUAGUAUGUGUGGGUGACUGGCUUCCUACUGGUGUGUUUGGCUACCUACAUGCCCUGUGUGCCUACCUGAGGAUGAUCUAUGUGGCCCUCUACCUGGUGUUCCUCAGUGGGGUGGAGUAUGAUGUCAUCUUCUGUGAUCAGGUGUCGGUGUGUAUCCCAGUGCUGCGUCUGUCCCGUCACAGGAAGAAGGUUCUGUUUUACUGCCACUUCCCAGACCAGCUGCUGACCCAGAGAAAGUCAACUUUGAAGAAGCUUUACCGCGCUCCCAUUGACUGGCUGGAGGAAUACACCACGGGCAUGGCUGAUAUGAUUCUGGUAAACAGCCAGUUCACUGCAGGCAUCUUCAGGGAGACCUUUCAUAGUCUAAGUAGAGUCCAGACAGAUGUCCUCUAUCCCUCCCUCAACACGCGUACCUUUGACCAGCCGUCCACUGAAGCACAAGGCCUUGAAGGGCUGCUCCCUGAGGAAACCUCCUGCCUGUUUCUCUCUCUGAACCGAUAUGAGAGAAAGAAGAAUCUGGGCUUGGCUCUGGAGGCUCUGGCAGCCCUGAGGAGCAGCCUUCCUCCAGGCCAGAGAGCAGGCAUUCACUUGGUGGUGGCGGGGGGCUAUGAUGACCGAGUUACUGAGAAUGUUGAACAUUACACUGAACUGAAAGAGCUGGCAGCGCAGCUCCAUUUGGAGGACUGUGUCACUUUCUUGCGCUCCCCUUCUGAUUCACUGAAGGUGGCGCUGCUGCGGGGCAGCGCCGCUGUGCUCUACACCCCGAGCAGAGAGCAUUUUGGUAUAGUUCCCGUUGAGGCCAUGUACUGCUGCUGCCCUGUUAUCGCUGUGAACUCUGGGGGCCCCCUGGAGAGCGUGGCAGACCAGGAAACGGGCUUCUUGUGUGAGCCCACAGCUGAAGCCUUCUCUAAGGCCAUGGAGAGGCUCGUCAGGGAGCCACAGCUCCGCAGGGACAUGGGACAAGCUGGAAGGAGGAGGGUACAAGAUAAGUUCUCUCUUCAGGCCUUCUCAGACCAGCUGUAUGGGUACAUUGUCAGGCUGAGCCAGUGAUGUGAAGCUGGAGGAGAGGCAAGAGAAAACCAGUGAAAUUGUGGAAAAACGAUCCUCUGCUGAACUGUGAAACUGAAGACUGGGGUCUGAGUUGAAGUGGAUGUCUUCUAACAGAGAAUGUAUGUGUAUAUGUGCAGGUAGGUGGUGGGGUAUUAUGAGGACUUAGAGGACAAUUAAUCAGCAUUCCCUUGCAGUGGUUGCUGAGAGGAAAAAAAGGAUGGAAUCUCUAUACUAAUUAAGAAAAGAGUAACGAGUUUACCUACCCUAUCUCUGGAAAAAUACCACCCCUGCAAGUGUGUACGAGCGUUCGUGUGUAAUUGUGCAUGUGUAGCAGCGUGGCAACCAAGAGCCUAGCAAAUGAGUGUACCAAAAGGAUUGAUUGUUAGAGUGAAAUGUUUUGCACUGUGUAUGUUUUUUUUCUUGCUUUUCUACAGUAGUCUUUGUCUUUGUGUGUUUGGGGGUUGAAGAAGAAGAAUGUAGUUACAACUAUGUGCCAUCAGGCAGUACACAGUCUCAGAUCGAUAAACAAGAUGCUUUCCGCUACUUCCUGUCCACCCAGAGCUUAGCUUCACAAGAUGCUGACAGAGAGUGUUUUGCUUUAUUAGAGGUCUGGCUGAUGGGCAGUGUGCCUGUGUCUGGGUCAUUAUCAGCGAGGAGAAUAGCAGAAGGUCAUUGUGUCUGCGCACUGGCCUCCUCAGCCCUCCUACUGUAUAGAAAUGCUCUUAUUGACAUUCCUGAAGUCUUAAUAAACAAGAGGACAAAUAGUUUCCUGACUCUUA